AUGCCUGCAGUUAGUGGAGUUGUCUACCGAAUGUUUUUUGAGCCAGACGUUUACGAUCUUGUCAUCGCCGUUGUCACUUUGACUGGAGUAAGAAUCGCUUGGCUGAAGAACUGCAUUACGUUGGAAGGCUCAACAGAGGCUGCGGUAAGCAGACUCAUCAACAAGACCUCAAAUCCUCUAUCGGCAAAGACGUUUGAAUCCAAAGAGGGCCAACAAGUUCUAUGCUGUGAUGCCAGAUUAGUUUGCAAUGACUUGGAAAUCUAUCUGGGAACGAAUGCAGGGUUGACUUUGAAUCUUGUAGUGACUGAUAGCGGGAAUGUGAGGGUCAAGCACGAGUUGAAGCAAAACUCGUCUGGAUUCAGUCUCUUCCGAAGCCCUUCAAAAUCGAGCGGGCUCGCCUCGCGCAUUUGUUGUGUACGAGCAGUGGGUCAGAGUGAGAUCCUCCUGACCCUGUCGGAGGACGGGAAAUUGAAACGAUGGCAUUCUUCGUCCGGGAAGCUAGACGGUGAGAAGGUCGUCAAAUUAGAAAUGGACGAAGAAGGACAAAAGAUUUCGCUCCAAGCGUUUGACUUUGUGGUGCUGUGUGAAAAAGAGAAGGUUGUUUUCGCUUUGCGAUCUGAAGACUCUGAACAGCGAUGCGACCUACUUUGCUGUAACUUAGACAGAGUGAUUGACUUCAAACCGGAAAGGAGCAGAAUGGAAGAAACUCUCAAUUUCGUCAAAAAGAACAUCGAUUUCUUUCAAGAAAGCAGUCGAUGUAAUUUGGAGAGCAUCUCUGUUGGCAGGGUACAGGAUCAGGAAGUGCUGUUCACGGCAUGGAGUGGACAAGAUGCGACUGUGACGUGUGCGACGUUUUUCGAUGGAAACAAGUGGUUGACUGAAAAGGUUUACACACAAUCCCUAGAGAUUCAAUCACAAUCGGCCCUAGCAAAUAUGUACAUUUCUAAAUGGCAAUCUGGCAAUACACUAAAUCAUUCUCUCAAAAAACAAAUCCAGAACCCUGCUAAAAUGAUCGAAGACAUUGUUCUCCAUCCUCAGAGGUUUUCCGGCAAUGUUCUUCUCCUUGCCUUGCGCCAUACGAACGAGAAAUUUAAUUCUAUCUCACAGCCUUCUUUAGCAUGGCCGAAACCCCUGGAUUCGGAAAGUAGCAUCCAUGUUUUUGUGAAGAAAUCCUUAGAAGAAACAGCAAUAAUAGCCCAAGGUUCUGGAUUUGAGUUAGAGGAUGUCUGGCAGACAUACCUGGAAAACUGCGUUCAGACAUGGAAGGUUGAGUGUCAACCAUGUGCAGGAUUUGGAGUCAUCAAUGCAAGAUACCUUCAUGUUCCUGGUUUCUUUUCGAACACUGUGCUCAUCAGGAAGGAUACAAUUUCUUUGAUCCGAAUCGCCGACGGCUCUGAGCAUGACUUCUCUCGUGUUGUUGCAGAAGCAGAAGAGGCCUUGUCUUCCACAGUUGGUGACCGUGAUGAAUACGAGAUGUCAGGGAUUGAAGAUAACCUUCUAAGCAAUGUUGCUGACUCCGACAGUGGGUGCCUCUGGCUGGGUUACAAAAUGCUCAUCUGGGCGGAGGAAUCGGAUCCUGGAGGAGCAAUAUUUACCAACCAGAUGUUGCACAAGAAGGCCGACGUGGCUCUCCAGGAUUGUUUGCAUCUUUUGCUCUCAAGCUCUGGUCCAAGCAUCAGCUGGUGUGAUCCUGCUGAAAUUUUGGGUCACUUCCCAGAAAUUUUGAAGUUAGGCAGCGAUGCUUCGCAUCCAUCCAAGUUGAGCAUUUCGUUUGAGAAUCAAUUGGAACUUCUCAAAUCCUUCGCACGAGAGAAAAGUCCACCGUCCGACAGCACUGAUGGUAUUUUUUCACGAUGGAUGCAAUCUGUACUUGAGCAAUCAGUUGAACAGAUUGUGACAACCAACCACGAAGUUUUGAGGUCGAUUGCUCUUUUGUUUGCAAUGCUCGACUACCACUGCAAAGCCACGGGGUGUCAUGAAUCAGCCGAUAUUUCAAAUCUGCUGCAUGAAAAGGACUCGAUGACAAUGGAACUCAAUGAUCUGAGGGGAACUCUCUCUGGUUUUGUCACUUCAGAGUCAAUGAAAGAGAUCAAGGAUCUUCUCGAAAUGUUCUUCUGUUUCCAUGACAAGAACUUUGGCAUUUUUGAAUUCUUAAUCGACACAUCGCAAAAGAUCAGACAUACAACUUCAGCAUCACACGCAAGACACUCUGAUGCUUCAGAUCCCUUCAACAGCAUCUCAGAUUACAUCUGUCGGCUGAUUGGAUACAGCAUGGAGCACGUCAAGAGGAUAGAAGACAUCGUUCUAGAAUACCUACAGCACCCAGACUUGAGCCGAGAAAAUUAUGUUGUCCUCGUCGCUUUCUUGUAUCUCCUCCAAUGCACGUUUGACCGUCGUCGCCUCAUGCUGUUGGACAUCUUCCUUGCCAAUGAAAAGAUGGAUGAAGCAUACCGCUUGAUUUCGGACCGACUGGUGGACUGCCAGGAUCGUGACAUAUCUAGGCUUGAAGAGAUAGAUUCCAAUCUUCAGCAAGACGAGAUCUCUGACCUUUCUACAUGGUUCAAGAUGCAAGCAAUCGAUUUGAACCUGCACGAAGUCAUUCUAUCUCGCGCCGAAGACCGAAGGCAGCAGACCGGAUAUCGCUGCCUCCACACUUUCAUCACAGGGCCCAACUCAGAGCUCUUCAUGGUUCGAAAGCGGAUGGAUAAGUUGUGUUCAUACCCCUGGGUAGGUUGUGGUAACACAGUAGACACACUGUUGAGACAACAAGGAAGUCAAGCAGACGUGGAUGCACUGUACUUCGCUAGAUACUCGUACAACAUUGCGAGAAGUGAUUAUCGAGCAGCUGGUGAAACCAUGUUGAUCUACUUGUAUAACUCCAUCGAGGCGAAUGCGCGACAUGGGAAUUUCACAACAGUGGAGGAUCUCAAGAAGCAGCAGAACACCUGCCUUGCAGCAAUCAAUGCCUACAACCUGAUCGACGAGAAGUUCGCCUACUGGAUUCCCCCGAGCCAGUGGAACAAGAAGAGAGCGAUGUUUCCUCUGGGCGAGAAGCAUGAGUGGGAAGUCACAAAGAUCACAAGGUUCCCCAACGGCACAAACCAAGGGUGGGAGGUGAAUCAGGUCAACGAUGGAGAGGCAUCAGAGUCGCAGAGACAGGGUGAAGGCAAACAAGAUGAAGAAAUUAUCGACGACAACUGGAGAUUUCCCUCCGGUUGUAUCAGCCUUGAGGUUCUUAAGAAAUUCUACGUUCUGCUAAGAUGCAGAAUCAAGUUGGCUGAUCUCAAGAAAGAACGAUCUCAGAGGAUCGUUCACAUCUUCCCCUCCCGGCAGAAUAGCAUGGCGAAGGAAUCGGCAAUGGAGCUGAUUGAAAACGGGCUUUUGGAAGAUGCCAUCACACUGUCGGAACACUUUGAACUGGAUAACAUGGAGCUCUGCCAGAAGUUGGCUGAGAGCUGUCUACCUUCACAAACUAGCAGUGCAGACCAAGAGAACUUCAUUGGAUACGCAUGCUCAUGGCUUCUUGCACCGGGGCCUUCGCGUGAGAAGGUCCGUUUUGACACUCCCAAGACCGACACUUGUGGAUUGCUGCGGCUUUUCUUGCGAUACGACAGAUUGGAUGAAGCUGCUAACUUGAUCAUCGAAUGUCUAGAAACUUCAAACUCAUAUGCAAAUUAUGAAGUCACCACGCUGGAAGAUUGUCUUGAAAUGGACAUCUCGAAGAAUCGGUACACUUGCAUGCGUCAUAUAGAAUCAUGGCUGACACUUCUGGGAUUCAGAUAUGUCCCCUACAACUUGAUCGAUCAACUUCUGCGCCGGAUCGACAAACAUAUGCAGGAGGGAUCGGGUCGAGAUGCACAUAGCGUGGACAAGCUGAUUUCCAUCAAGGUGUCUGUGGAGAACUCUCUCCAGAACUGGAGAUGUUUCAUACACAAGGAGGGAGAGAUGAUGAAGAAAUGGUGCAUGUCAGAUGUUAUCAACCGGGAGGUGUACUUGCCAAUGAGCAAGAGCGGGUCGGGGUACAAGAUCCGAAGCUCAUGUACGAUCAGAUUUGCAUGCGGCUAA
Molecule: messenger RNA, 4065 nt
Organism: Guillardia theta CCMP2712
Lineage: Eukaryota; Cryptophyceae; Pyrenomonadales; Geminigeraceae
Gene: NUP160
Product: Nup160, nuclear pore complex component
Exons: 14
Coding region: 1-4065 (1354 amino acids)
Cellular component (GO): nuclear pore
Molecular function (GO): structural constituent of nuclear pore
Source: RefSeq, a predicted model, not a curated record